CGCUGGAGACCGGCGGGGCCGCCGCGCCCGACACUGCCCCGGCGCUCGCCCCGCUCCCGGCCCGCUCCCGGCCUCGCCAAAGCGCUUUCUCCCUUUCCUCGUUUCGGAGCUUUUUGGUUUUCUUGUUUUUUUGCAAUUUUUUAGCGGGUUUUUUGUGCUGAGGAGAAGUGAUAAAAAGUUUUUUUGCGAACUUCUCGCGGUUCUUCCCCCUCCUCUGCGCAGCCGGUGGAGACUUUGUUUCUCCGAGUUUUUACUUUUUUAGCCCAUCCCUGCCCCUUAGCGCCCAACUAUUUUAUUUUCUUUUUUUAUUAUUAAUUUUUUUCGCCCCCUUGUUCCCCCUCGGCCGCUUUCUCGCAUGAAUCUCCUCGACCCUUUCAUGAAAAUGACAGAAGAACAGGACAAAUGUAUCUCCGACGCCCCCAGCCCCACCAUGUCGGAUGACUCCGCCGGCUCCCCCUGCCCCUCUGGAUCCGGCUCGGACACGGAGAACACCAGACCCCAAGAGAACACCUUCCCCAAGGGCGACCCGGACCUGAAGAAGGAGAACGACGAGGACAAGUUCCCGGUGUGCAUCCGGGAGGCGGUGAGCCAGGUGCUGAAGGGCUACGACUGGACCCUGGUGCCGAUGCCGGUGCGGGUGAACGGCUCCAGCAAGAACAAGCCGCACGUCAAGAGACCCAUGAACGCCUUCAUGGUGUGGGCGCAGGCGGCCCGCAGGAAGCUGGCGGAUCAAUACCCGCAUCUGCACAACGCCGAGCUCAGCAAGACCCUGGGCAAGCUCUGGAGGCUGCUGAACGAGAGCGAGAAGCGCCCGUUCGUGGAGGAGGCCGAGCGGCUGCGGGUGCAGCACAAGAAGGACCACCCCGACUACAAGUACCAGCCCCGGCGGAGGAAGUCGGUGAAGAACGGGCAGGCGGAGCAGGAGGAGGGCGCGGAGCAGACCCACAUCUCCCCCAACGCCAUCUUCAAGGCGCUGCAGGCGGACUCGCCGCAGUCCUCCUCCAGCAUCAGCGAGGUGCACUCGCCCGGGGAGCACUCGGGCCAGUCCCAGGGUCCCCCCACGCCGCCCACCACCCCCAAGACGGACCCUCAGCCGGGCAAGCAGGACCUGAAGCGCGAGGGCCGCGCGCUGGGCGAGGGCGGCCGGCAGCCGCCGCACAUCGACUUCCGCGACGUGGACAUCGGCGAGCUCAGCAGCGACGUCAUCUCCAACAUCGAGACCUUCGACGUCAACGAGUUCGACCAGUACCUGCCACCCAACGGGCACCCGGGCCAGGUCACCUACACGGGCACCUACGGCAUCAGCGGCGCCGCCGGUGUCUGGAUGUCCAAGCAGCAGCAGCAGCCGCAGCAGCAGCCGGUGCUGAGCGCCGAGCAGGGCCCGCAGCAGCAGCAGCAGCAAAGGACGCACAUCAAGACGGAGCAGCUGAGCCCCAGCCACUACAGCGAGCAGCAGCAGCACUCCCCGCAGCAGCAGCAGCAGCAGCAGCUGAGCUACAGCUCCUUCAACCUGCAGCACUACAGCUCGUCCUACCCCAGCAUCAGCCGCGCGCAGUACGAGUACGGCGAGCACCAGGGCUCCUCGGGCUCCUACUACAGCCACGCCGGGCAGGGCAGCGGGCUCUACUCCACCUUCAGCUACAUGAGCCCCACGCAGCGCCCCAUGUACACCCCCAUCGCCGACACGGCGGGCGUGCCCUCCAUCCCCCAGACGCACAGCCCGCAGCACUGGGAGCAGCCCGUCUACACGCAGCUCACCCGGCCCUGAGGGAGGGGAGGGCGCCGCCAAAAAAGGCGAAAGAGCGACGGGAAAGUGUUGAAAGAAGUCAGAAAUGCGCGAGAAAAGCGGCCAGGACGAGUCGCCUCAGACUGAAAUUGAAAUGAUCAUUAAAAAGACGCUCACGUGGAAGCUGCGCCUCGAGCCUUCUGCACUACAGCAUCCUCCAGGACCCGCUCCCAGCCCCGAAAUUUGGGGCAGACUUGCCAAGGACUGGACUUGAACUCUGCUUCUUCCAGCGUGGAGAGGAGAUUUCCACCCAACCCGCCCAGCUGGCUCCUUCUCUGGACUUUUGUAAUGAUUUUUUUUUUUUUAGCAGUAAUUAAAAGCAAGAUAAAAAAAUAAAAAUAAAAAAAAA
This is a messenger RNA of Passer montanus (Eurasian tree sparrow), 2135 nucleotides long. RefSeq names its product SRY-box transcription factor 9 (gene SOX9). The transcript has 3 exons. Gene Ontology annotation, cellular component: nucleus. Gene Ontology annotation, molecular function: DNA-binding transcription factor activity, RNA polymerase II-specific; RNA polymerase II cis-regulatory region sequence-specific DNA binding. Gene Ontology annotation, biological process: morphogenesis of an epithelium; positive regulation of chondrocyte differentiation; oligodendrocyte differentiation. Lineage: Eukaryota; Metazoa; Chordata; Aves; Passeriformes; Passeridae. The record is from RefSeq and is a predicted model, not a curated record. The coding region runs from base 356 to 1768 and encodes 470 amino acids.